Messenger RNA from Microthlaspi erraticum, 921 nucleotides. Lineage: Eukaryota; Viridiplantae; Streptophyta; Magnoliopsida; Brassicales; Brassicaceae. The record is from the annotation of a GenBank genome assembly.
AUGGAUCUAGGUCUUCUAUUUGGUACCAUAACUAUGGCGGCUUUGGCUUUGGUUGAUAAUCCAGGUGAUCCUUAUGCUACUACUCUCUUGUGGGAUAUAGAGAGUUCGAGGGUUCAGCCUCAUCAGACGCUCUCGGUGUUCGGUAACCUUGAAAAUUCUCUGACAACCUUGGACAGGAGGUAUUAUCUCUCUCGGACUAAGCUACUCGUAGGAAAUCUGAAUCUGGACUAUAUCAUACCCUAUCAUCACGAGCUAAGAUCAGAUCAUGGCUGCGUCCUGGUCAAUGCCCCACACCGGUUUCGUUACUGCGGUGAACUUGGCUGUAACAAUGUUGUUCAGCAUUCAUGGAACCCUCCACGCCCUUUCGAGAGACCAUAUGAUGUCGCCGACAGAAUUAUGCUUCAACAGGUAAAGCAGCUUAUCUUUGAGAGACGAUUGUGUGACAACAUUUUACUUGCAUCCGACGAUUCGGACUUCUCUUCGACGGUGAAACUGCUCCAACGCAACCGUUACACAGUCUUUAUAGCUGCUUCGAGUAAUGCAAAACCUAGGUAUGUAGGGCUGUCGAAUAAUGCCUGGCUUUGGGACCUGAUGAGCGUCGCUACUACACCAGAACUGAGUCCAGAAGAGUCGGAAGAUAUUCUCUUCAAGGACGUACAGAAUCACAACCUCUUUCUCGCUUUCUCUCAUGGGCUUGUGCUUGUUCUGCUCCCUUCUGCUUGGCUCACGUACUUUUGGAGAAGAGCACUGUCCCUAGGCAUAGAAGUAGACAUUGCGAGACAACGUCUUAGAUUCUGGAUCGGCAGGAGUGCACACUCUCCAUCUUCACAUGACGCCAUGGAAGUUGAGCAAGGGAUAACAGAGCUAAGAAAGCUUCGGAUAGAACGUAGAUUGUGGGAAGCCUCCAGGUCCAACCAGUAG